UUCACAUACUCAUGUAAAUUUAAUACAAAUUAUUUGACAGGAGUGCAAGGCUGUGCGGGAUUGGAAACUUUGGUGGUGGAUCAUAAUAAAAUUCAAAUGAUUACAGAAGAGGAUUUUCACUCGGAAAAUAAUAUUAGAUCAUUUCUCUCAGAGUACAAUAAAAUAAAAUUUCUGAACUUUGUCAGACGUCUUUCAAAAAUUGAAAAGCUAUUUGUCUCUAACAACAAAUUGUCUGACAAGGAUCAGAUCAAGAACCUAGGCCAAUUAAAACGUCUGAAGGAAAUCACAAUACUCGGAAAUCCUCUUUGCAAAAGAACAAAUCAUUACAAGCUCGCUUUGCAAGCUCUGGUCACGUUGAGGCGUAUCGACGGUCAUUCAGUAAUGCCGAAAGACUAUUUAGACGAUGAAUAGUAUAUUUUAACGAUUACAAUUAUGUCUGUGCGAUAUUCUACGAGUGUAAUAUUAAGUCU
This is a messenger RNA of Diprion similis, 470 nucleotides long. Its product is annotated as leucine-rich repeat-containing protein 9-like. The record is from RefSeq and is a predicted model, not a curated record. Lineage: Eukaryota; Metazoa; Arthropoda; Insecta; Hymenoptera; Diprionidae. The transcript is spliced from 2 exons. Gene Ontology annotation, cellular component: cytoplasm. Bases 97 to 411 code for a protein of 104 amino acids.